AUGGCUCCCGCCUGCCAGAUCCUCCGCUGGGCCCUCGCCCUGGGGCUGGGCCUCGCGUUCAAGGUCACGCACACCUUCCGGUCUCAAGAUGAGUUCCUGUCCAGUCUGGAGAGCUAUGAGAUCGCCUUCCCCACCCGGGUGGACCACAACGGGGCACUUCUGGCCUUCUCCCCCCCCCCCCGGAGGCAGCGUCGGGGCACGGGGCCCCAAGCAGAAUCCCGCCUCUUCUACAAGGUGGCUGCACCCAGCACCCACUUCCUGCUGAACCUGACCCGCAGCCCCCGCCUCCUGGCGGGACACGUCUCCGUGGAGUACUGGACUCGAGAGGGCCUGGCCUGGCAGAGGGCCGCCCGGUCCCACUGCCUCUACGCCGGCCACCUGCAGGGCCAGGCCGGCAGCUCCCACGUGGCCAUCAGCACCUGUGGGGGCCUGCAUGGCCUGAUUGUGGCAGAUGAAGAAGAAUAUUUAAUCGAGCCCCUGCAAGGUGGGCCCCAGAGGCACCGGGGCCCAGAGGAUAGCGGCCCCCACGUGGUGUACAAGCGUUCCUCCCUGCGUCACCCCCACCUGGAUACAGCCUGUGGAGUCAGAGAUGAGAAACCGUGGAAAGGGCGGCCAUGGUGGCUGCGCACCCUGAAACCACCCCCUGCCCGGCCCCUCGGGAAUGAAACAGAGCGAGGCCAGCCAGGUCUGAAGCGCUCAGUCAGCCGGGAGCGCUACGUGGAGACCCUGGUGGUGGCUGACAAGAUGAUGGUGGCCUACCAUGGGCGCCGGGACGUCGAACAGUACGUGCUGGCCAUCAUGAACAUUGUUGCCAAACUUUUCCAGGACUCAAGUCUGGGAAACAUCGUUAAUAUCCUGGUAACACGCCUCAUCCUGCUUACAGAGGACCAGCCCACCCUGGAGAUCACUCACCAUGCCGGAAAGUCCCUGGACAGCUUCUGUAAGUGGCAAAAAUCCAUCGUGAACCGCAGCGGCCAUGGCAAUGCCAUUCCGGAGAACGGCGUGGCCAACCAUGACACAGCAGUGCUCAUCACGCGCUAUGACAUCUGCAUCUACAAGAACAAACCCUGCGGCACACUAGGCCUGGCCCCCGUGGGCGGGAUGUGUGAGCGCGAAAGAAGUUGUAGCAUCAAUGAGGACAUCGGCCUGGCCACGGCAUUCACCAUCGCCCAUGAGAUCGGACACACGUUUGGCAUGAACCAUGAUGGCGUGGGGAACAGCUGUGGGGCCCGUGGCCAAGACCCAGCGAAGCUCAUGGCCGCACACAUCACCAUGAAGACCAACCCAUUUGUGUGGUCCUCCUGCAGCCGUGACUACAUCACCAGCUUUCUGGACUCUGGCCUGGGGCUCUGCCUGAACAACCGGCCCCCCAGACAGGACUUCGUGUACCCCACCGUGGCCCCUGGCCAGGCCUACGAUGCAGAUGAACAGUGCCGCUUCCAGCAUGGAGUCAAAUCGCGUCAGUGUAAAUACGGGGAAGUCUGCAGCGAGUUGUGGUGUCUGAGCAAGAGCAACCGGUGCAUCACCAACAGCAUCCCGGCCGCCGAGGGCACGCUGUGCCAGACGCACACCAUCGACAAGGGGUGGUGCUAUAAGCGGGUCUGCGUCCCUUUCGGGUCGCGGCCCGAGGGCGUGGACGGCGCCUGGGGCCCGUGGACUCCGUGGGGCGACUGCAGCCGGACGUGCGGCGGCGGCGUGUCCUCCUCCAGCCGUCACUGCGACAGCCCCAGGCCGACGAUCGGAGGCAAGUACUGCCUGGGCGAGAGACGGCGGCACCGCUCCUGCAACACAGACGACUGUCCCCCAGGCUCCCAGGACUUCAGGGAAAUGCAGUGCUCCGAAUUUGACAGCGUUCCUUUCCGUGGAAAAUUCUAUACCUGGAAGACCUACCGAGGAGGGGGGGUGAAGGCCUGCUCACUCACGUGCCUAGCAGAAGGCUUCAACUUCUACACGGAGAGGGCGGCGGCCGUGGUGGAUGGGACACCCUGCCGCCCAGACACGGUGGACAUUUGUGUCAGCGGCGAGUGCAAGCACGUGGGCUGCGACCGGGUCCUGGGCUCUGACGUUCGGGAGGACAAGUGCCGAGUGUGUGGGGGUGACGGCAGUGCCUGCGAAACCAUCGAGGGGGUCUUCAGCCCAGCCUUGCUUGGGGCCGGGUACGAGGAUGUCGUCUGGAUCCCCAAAGGCUCCGUCCACAUUUUCAUCCAGGACCUGAACCUCUCCCUCAGUCACCUGGCCCUGAAGGGGGACCAGGAGUCUCUGCUGCUGGAGGGGCUGCCUGGGACCCCCCAGCCCCAUCGCCUGCCCCUGGCUGGGACCACCUUUCAGCUGCGACAAGGCCCGGAUCAGACCCAGAGCCUAGAAGCCCUGGGACCCAUAAAUGCAUCUCUCAUCGUCAUGGUGUUGGCCCGGACUGAGCUGCCCACCCUCCGAUACCGUUUCAACGCACCCAUUGCCCGCGACGCGCUGCCUCCCUACUCCUGGCAUUAUGCGCCCUGGACCAAGUGCUCAGCCCAGUGUGCAGGCGGUAGCCAGGUGCAGGCAGUGGAGUGCCGCAGUCAGCUGGACAGCUCAGCCGUGGCUCCCCACCACUGCAGCGCCCACAGCAAGCUGCCCAAGAGGCAGCGCGCCUGCAACACGGAGCCCUGCCCACCCGACUGGGUGGUAGGGAACUGGUCGCGCUGCAGCCGCAGCUGUGAUGCAGGCGUGCGCAGCCGCUCUGUCGUGUGCCAGCGCCGUGUGUCGGCCGCCGAGGAAAAGGCGCUGGACGACAGCGCGUGCCCGCAGCCGCGCCCGCCGGUGCUGGAGGCCUGCCACGGCCCCGCCUGCCCUCCGGAGUGGGCCGCCCUCGACUGGUCGGAGUGCACCCCCAGCUGCGGGCCGGGCCUUCGCCAUCGUGUGGUCCUUUGUAAGAGCGCAGACCAGCGCGCCACACUGCCUCCCGCGCACUGUGCGCCUGCAGCCAAGCCGCCUGCCACCAUGCGCUGCAACCUGCGCCGCUGCCCGCCCGCCCGCUGGGUGACUGGCGAGUGGGGUGAGUGCUCCGCACAGUGUGGCUUCGGGCAGCAACAGCGCCCCGUGCGCUGCUCUAGCCACACGGGGCAGCCGUCACGUGAGUGCGCCGAGGCGCUGCGGCCACCCGCCACGCAGCAGUGCGAGGCCAAGUGCGACAGCACGCCCGCCGGGGACAGCCUGGAAGAGUGCAAGGAUGUGAACAAGGUCGCCUACUGCCCCCUGGUGCUGAAAUUUCAGUUCUGCAGCCGAGCCUACUUCCGCCAGAUGUGCUGCAAAACCUGCCAUGGCCGCUAG
Molecule: messenger RNA, 3309 nt
Organism: Sus scrofa (pig)
Lineage: Eukaryota; Metazoa; Chordata; Mammalia; Artiodactyla; Suidae
Gene: ADAMTS10
Product: ADAM metallopeptidase with thrombospondin type 1 motif 10
Biological process (GO): extracellular matrix organization; proteolysis
Cellular component (GO): extracellular matrix
Molecular function (GO): metalloendopeptidase activity
Source: RefSeq, marked provisional